Messenger RNA from Lates calcarifer (barramundi perch), 8500 nucleotides. RefSeq lists its product as uncharacterized. Gene Ontology annotation, biological process: RNA polymerase III preinitiation complex assembly. Bases 220 to 7275 code for a protein of 2351 amino acids. NCBI's taxonomy places the organism in Eukaryota, Metazoa, Chordata, Actinopteri, Centropomidae. Gene Ontology annotation, cellular component: transcription factor TFIIIB complex. The record is from RefSeq and is a predicted model, not a curated record. Gene Ontology annotation, molecular function: TFIIIC-class transcription factor complex binding. The transcript is spliced from 30 exons.
AAGGAAGAAUGAGCCGUGUUGCUUGUUGACUGUGUGAUCUUGCCUCAUCUAGCGCUUUGCUGCAAGCAGACUACAUUUCCCACAAUCCAUCACGAGAAUAGCGCGUCACUAAAAAACAUGGCGGAUUAAUGUGUGCAUGGAGUCCGCUAUUUGUUAUUCGUUGUUGAUAAAUGGAAGCGUAUUUCUGCCGACAAACGACAUAUUCCUGAACAGGUCAAAAUGUUUCGCCGGUCAAGAUUUAGUAUUCGGCCCAAUGUCAGUACGGCAGGGAGAACAGCAGCAACAUCUCAGGAAGCCAGUGAAUCCCCCAGAGAUGUCAGUGUGAGCACCACUCCUACUGCUGUGACAGAUACCAAUUCUGUUGUGACUCCAUCAGAAAAGCCUGUAGCCCCAGGGGAUGGAAAUGAUCAAAGUGGGGAUGGUACCAGCUCCACAGCUGCAGUUCAGAGAAGGAAGCGGUUUUCUGUCAAGCCCAAAGUGGCACCAGGCCGCCCUUCCAACCUUGCUCGGACACCAAAAUCCCCUGUCAAGGCAGUCUCUGAAACUCCUGUUGAAGUCCCCGACUCAGAUCUUGACAAGCCAGGAACAUCCGGCCAAACUAGAACUACAGCAGCCCCCCAAGGACUCCAGUCACCAAAGCGUCGAAGGCAUUCAGAAGAGAGCAAGCAGCCCAAUGUGCAACCUAAACUCACCACCCCAAUAUCCUCUGACCUUUCAGGACCUUCAGCUGUCCCUCUUGCUGAGGAAUCGCUAGAACAAACCAACCUGCCAACAGACAGUGGCAAACAAUUAGAAAGCAAGUCAGGCAGUCAAGUUAAAGAAGUUCCUCCAAGACCACCAGAUAAAGUACCCCUUUCUCUACCAGACAAAGAAACUGUUGAAAUAUCAGAGAGGGCCAAGACUCUAGUGUCAUCUAAAGGUGGACUCUCAGUGUCAUCAUCGGCAUUCUCCUUAAGUAGACUCCUGAAUGACCCAUCUGACCUUCAGAGGCUGGCAAAGGCCCAAAAGCUCAGAGAGUUGCUCAGACAGGAAAGGCACAAAGAAAAGAAACUCAAGAAAGCUAAGGCACGUAUAAAGGAAUAUACUUUAGACCCUGCCAAAAUGACCAUGAGGGACCUUAUCCGUUAUCUACCAGUGUCUAACCCCAUGACAUCUAGUUUAGAAGACUCAGCUCAGGAGAAUGAGACUGUGGUCCCACCUUCACCAGUAAGAGAAGAGUCUCCAGAGAGAGCGCAGGAACCUGAAGUCCCUGAAAUAACUGCUCCAAGGGAGGAGGAAGAGGAGGUGGAGGAGGAAGAGCAGGAAGAGGCACUCAUGGUUCCCCAGGUUAAAGUAGCUGAGGAUGGCUCACUGAUCAUUGAUGAACAGAGUUUGACGGUGGAAGUCCAGAGAGCGAAAGGACCAAACCCAGCACAGGAUCGGGACCCCAUCUUUGAGCGUGGGUCCACCACAACUUACUCAAGCUUCAGGAAAGGGACCUACUCGAAACCCUGGUCCAGUGAAGAGACAGACAUGUUCUUCCUGGCAAUCAGUAUGGUGGGGACAGACUUCUCCAUGAUUUGUCAGCUGUUUCCUCACAGAGCUCGAUCAGAGAUAAAGAACAAAUUCAAAAAAGAGGAGCGAGAGAAUGCUUGGAGGAUUGAUAAAGCUUUCAGAGAGAGGCGCAAGCUGGACAUAGAGUAUUUUUCUAAGCUGCUAGAGAAAAUUCUGGAGGUUCAGAAAAACAGAAAGAAACUCAAGUCCCUAGCUAAGAAGAACUCCCCCAAGAAGCGCCAGAGAAAGACAAAGGGCAAAAAAGCUGCAAAGAAACUGAGUGAUGUGGAGGAGGACGAUGAGGAAGAUGAGAAUCAAGUUCCUGACUUGGAGGAUGAGGAGGAGGGAGAGAAAGAGAAUGAAGAUCUCUGUAAUGAAGGAGGAAGCCCUGUUUCUAAGCCUAAAAGACAACGCAAAAGAAAAACUCGACAGGCUGCCUUGAAUGAGGAGCCAAGUGAUAAGAAAAACAAAACAGGUGAAAACAGCGAUGACCAAGGUGAAGCCUGUGUACCUGAAGACACUGAGGCAGCACUUUCUGAGGACCAUACAAGUUCAGACACGUCUGAGAACACAGAGAAUGUGAAUGCAUGCAAGGACACUGCAAUCAAACCAGCUAAACUCUCACGAGGCAGAGCACCAAAUCCACUUCUGCCUUUGGGCAGGAAGUGGGGUAAAAAGCCACCACCACCUUCCACAAAGGCCAGACAUACUGAAGUAGAUAAAGGGGAUGAGACUGUGAGUGAUGGAUCCUCUAAAGAGCAGGUAAAUAAAGAUUCAUCACCUUCAAGGCAAGCCAAUAAAAGGAAGUCAGCCAGUGCUGACAUUUCCUCUGUAGAAGAGGAUGCCAGCGUUGAACCUCCGAGACCUACCAGGUAUGGAAGAGUGCCCAAACCCACCAAGCCCUUGACUUACUCUGCCAGAGGAGAUGCACACACCUCUGCCUCAGAUACCGCUCCUGUCUCACCAGUGGGAUCCACUGCCUCUGUUGCUAAGUCUACACCCAAAUGCACAGCCAAGAGGGGAAGAACAUCAAAGCAACAAUCAGCCCAAGAGUCCAAAAAGCCCAAACUAGUCACCCUCAGGGCCUCUCGAUCAGAAUAUAGUGAUGAAGAGGAUGAAAAACUGCAGCAUCAGGAAGAGAUUGAAGAAGAGGACCACCCUGCAUGUAGCCCCAGUAAGGACAGCAUUGCUCCUGUGUUUGUUCCUGCGAGCCUGCGCUCCCCACGUCCUGUGAUUUCAGAGGUGGAGGAGACUAUGGAGGAGCUUGAUAUCUUGGCCAAUAUGCCUGAUGUACUGGGCAUCUCCCAAGAUGCACUGUUCCCUGAUGCCUCUUGUGAGCGGGCACAAAAUGAGACAGGCACAGCUGAACCAUGUGAACAUCAGUUGGACCUGCUGGUUGAUGUUAUAGACUUCCUUUCAUCAGAACACGCAGAAGUAUCUGAGGACGAGAGCUACAAUGAGGCUGCUCAAACCCUGUUGACCAUUGGCAACCUGACUCAUCUCCCUCAGUCAGCACAGAAUCAACCAGCCAGCCAAGAUCACAUAGCAGGGACAGCAUCAGUCAGUCAGACAGAAACAGGACAACACCUAGAAGAAGAAAUUGCAUCAACAUCUGCUUCACAAGAGGAAAACAGUGCUACUCCUUUCAUGUCUGUUCAAGAAGUCACAGAAACAUCAGAGAGCAACAGUAUAACAAACAGUGGUGAUGUUUCCAUUACUAAAACCAGUGAUCAGAUGUGUGUUGAACAGAUAACUGUUUCUGAUAUGGACCCUAGCCCUCAAUUACAGUCAAGACCAGAGAGCUCACCAAAAAACUCUUCACAGACCAGGAGAGGACGCUUAUCCAAGGUUAAACCUAAACCUAACCUCGGCCGAGCCACAAGGACUGCACAGCCCAAAUCCCAAGUAGACACAUCAGUAGAACAUACAGCUGAAGAGAGCAACACAGAAGCUGCCAUCCUUCAGAUCACUGAAUCAGCUCAUGAAGAAACAACCCCUCAGAUGCCAGAACAUUAUACCACAUUGUUAAUAGAUGACAUUUCCUGUACUGAAGUCAAACUCACUGAAGAGCUCUCUGUUAGUCAAGAGAUGUCUGUAGGUCAGGCAGAAUUAGUUGCAGUAACAUCAGAUCAGAGUGCCUCAGAAAACCAGAGUCACUGUUUUUCUGAUGCCCAGUUUGAACAAGCCAGCAAAGACACACGGUCAACAUCUGAGUCCUCAGAUAAAAAAUUGAUGUCUCAUGCUGAAAUAAUUAAGAGCAGCCUUAAUAAUUCUGCAACAUCUGACACAUCAGUCAUAGAGCCACAAGUUGAGCUAGAGUCAAAUACAGAUUCUGUCCCAGUCCAAGCAGGCAGUCAACAUUCUGCUACUUAUGUCACACCUGUAGAUUUGCCAGUCAGUCAGAAAGCAGAGAGUGAAUUGGGAUCAACUUGCCAGUCUGGAAGGAGUCGAAUGCAAAAAGUCAAACCCAAAGCAAACCUACCACAGACAUCAAGAACUGCUCGGUCUAAACCUCAAACUACAAAAGACUCUGUAGAGAGAGACUCCUGCCCAACUCCAGUCACCAAAGUCCCGGAAAAAACAAUAGUGGAGGUUGAACCAGAAGCAGCAUGUGGCAGCUCUCCUCAAAAACCAAGUCAAAGCACAGGAACUUCUUCAGGUUUGAUACCAUCAUUGGAUUUAAGCUCUUCUCUUAAACCCACACAGGAACUGUCUACAACUGAGGAGAAAAGGGCAGAUGUUGAACUUGUUGGUGAGGUAUUCUCUGGUGCAGCAACAUCAUAUCAAAGUUCCUCAUGCAACCAGAGCCUUUCUGAAACCCCUUUUGAACGAAGUAGCAGUGACACAGGGUCAACAUCUGAGUCCACAGAUGAAAAAGGGACAACUCAUGAUGGAACAACUGAGAGUACUGAUAACCUGGUGACAUGCAACUCAGCUGUCACAGAAUCACAAACUAGACAACACUCAGCUCCAGUCCAAGACAGCAGUGACCACCCAGCUACAUGUGUUACACCUGUGGAGGGUCAGAAAGAAGAAAGUGAAGCUGCAUCUACUUGCCAAACUAGGAGAGGGCGAUUACAGAAAGUCAGACCCAAACCAAACCUUGCACAGACAUCAAGAACUGCACGGUCCAAACCUCAAACCACAAAAAACCCUGUCAUGCACAUGCAACAUGUGGAGGAACCCUCCAGUCCAAUUUCAAAACCUGGAUCCACUGACAAUACACCAGCAGAGGUAGAAGCACAGCCAAUUUGCGGUAUCACCCUUCCUGUAAAACCAAGUCAAAGUACUGGCACUGCAUCAGGUUUAGUACCAUCAUUGGAAUUAUGCACUACUCACAAACCAACAGAGGAAUCAUCCUCACCCAUGGAACAAAAGACAGAUGUUGGACAAAAUUCAGGCUCCAAGAAUUCAGAACUAAAUAUACCUCAAAGAAGAAGACAUUUCCCCAAGGUCAAACCCAAUUUAGGAUUGUCCACCAGAACUACACAGAAGAAAGUCCAGCCAACCUCAACCUCAGAGCAACAAGCUGUGGAUAAUUCACAAACAGAGCUGAAACUUACAAAGAAAGAUGGCAAGCACUUGUCAUCAACACACUGUCCAUCAACUACAGAGCUCAGCUCAAACAGUUCUGCACAUGCAGAAUUAGAAAAGACAUCAAACACCACAAAAGAUAAGGGAACAUCCUCUGAUGGUAUUGUCAUAGGAACAUCUUGGGUUGCUGAGAAUCAGUCUGUGUUGACAGACUCACUUCCUCAAAAUAAAAGCAGUGAAAAGUCCACAUUUGAGAUGGAAUCCACGGAGGACAAAAUGUCAGAUAAUGUCAGAGUUGAGGCUGGACCUGCUACGCAAGGGGAUUGCAAACUUAAUAUCUCCACCAGAGUUACAGAGUCAAAUAGCCAACCAACAGAUGAUCCAACUGCAGUUUUAGGGGUUCAGUUUUCAGAAGAUUGCUCCACAGAGUCAAAAAUACAUUCUGUAUUGACUGCGAAUCUGAAAGAAAGCAGCUCUCAGCCAUGUUCAGAAAGUGCCUCAGAGGUAAAAAGUCAAGAUGCGGUCCAACAAUGUUCAGAAACCGGUGAAACUAAUCAAUCAUCAAACGACUUUUUCCAGUGUGCUCAAAGCACUGGCAAUACACAGUCAGAGCUGACAGACUCUUCCAAGUAUUCAGGAAAAGCCCCUCAAACUCGUAGAGGCAGGAUUCUUAAACCCAAACCUAACGUGGGACGCAGUGGUCGACCUCCACAACCUCAACCAGUCAAGAGCACAACACCAGCAGAAGCAGAUCCUGGUACUCGCUCAGAGGGUGUGAAUGCUUCAGCUUCCCACAGCUCUAUGUCUACACUCCAACCUGACAUUCUGGAACCAGUAGAGGGAGCUAUUGAACAACAUAGUAACCAGGAGUCCCCACCAAACGAUGAUGGGGCCCUGCUGGGCUGCUUGACACAAAUUAUCGAACAACUGAGUCAACAUGACUCCGCUCCAAAUGAUGCUGGGUCCUCUCAGGGUUGUGUGCCACAAGUACCUGACAGUUCUUCUCAGGACACAUCAACAUUAAGUACAGAUGGGACUCAAAGUCAUCCAAAUCUCACAAUAUUUCCAGACAUGCUGUCGGAGCAGGCGCCUUCAGAUCCAGAGGAAACGUUUUUCAUCCUCGCACUGACUGAGAUCCCAGUCUGCUCAUCAGGGGAGGUGGUGGACAGUGCAGCCGAGCCCCUCCCUUAUCUUCCUGUAGCAGAUGCAUCAAUACAGCAACAGAGCAGUGUUCCUGGAGAGAGUUUGGCAGCAGCGGGAGAUGGGUCUCUCUCUAGUGUCUCUGAGCCCAUGUCCAUUGAGGGGAGUGGUGAAAUGGGCCUCAUCAGUGUAAAAGAUACUGAGCCGGACCCAGCUGCCUAUAUUGAUUCAGUCAUGGAGAAUGCAGUGGAUCCUCAUGAGAGCACUAGUGUCCAGCUACCCAAAUUAUCAGAGACUGAAGAGAAUAAUGAUGAGACUGAAUUUACCUCUUCAAAGCAGAGACUAACUGGAAGGAGAGGCAAACAGCAAGUUAAGUCCAAUAAUACAAGGAAGAAACAAGCCAGCAAGACCCUAGUCACAAGCACUCAGGACUCAGAGCUUCCUGGGCCUUCCAGGGAGCCGGAAGCCUCUGAAUCAACAGCAAAAACAGGCGAUGAGGUCGUCACUGAGCCACAGAAAAGAAGUGGUGAUAAUGUAAACACUGAAAAGGAGCCUAAUGCAGAUGAGAAGGGCCCUGAGGAUAUCUCAGGAGCACAAACUCAGACUACAAAGACUAGGGGCACCAGGACUGGGAAUAGAAAACCCAAAGAUUUCCGUUCCUUCCUUUCUGACAUGAACAGCACUGCACCUUCAAGCUCUCCUUCACCUGUCAAAACAUCUUCCAAGGGCCCUAAAGUCAAAGCUACGCACACGAGAACAUGCUCUACCAUAACACCUGCCUCAACAUCACACAGUGUCACUCCCACACCUGAUCCAACACAGCUGUCAGAGGAAACUCACUCAACAUCUUCUACCACCUCACCAACACCAACAGAGGUGGGUAGUGAACAGACCACUGAACACAACCAACUGUCCUCAGACACAGCUCCAAGCACUUCUCAGUGUUCAUCUGAGGUUUCAGCUUCUCAGCAGAGUGACUGUGUGGAGAGCAGCUCUACAGAGGAGGAGCCCACCAGUGUCUCUCAGUACUUCUUAAGUGAUAUUUUCACAGAUGUGGAAGAGCAAUAGAGAAGUGGAUUGAGAGGAGGAACCUGCUGGUGGCUUACCUUAUUUAAAAAUAUUUUUUGUUGUGUGAAGUUAUUUCUGUAAAGGUUAAUUUAUAAGAAAAGGCUGUAUUUUUAUUUUUUGAUGCCAGUGAGGCUGAAUUUAUUUUAUUCACAAACUUAUUUUCAUUUCAUUUUCACAAGCACUUUCAAUAUGUAUUGUGGUUUCACUUUACUGAAAUGCCUUUUUAAUUAGCCAUUUCAAAUAAUAUGACAGUGCACUCAUUAAUAACAAACACAUUAGUUGGACUGAAAGGGGUGGCAGCUUUUUCUUUAUAAUUCAUAAUGUUUAAAGCCUCAGAUUUCUUAAUUUGUUUAUUAUCUAGCUGUGACAAUGUAAAUAUUGUACAAUAGCAAAUAUGAGUUCCAUAUUAGUUCCAUUUUAUCACAACAUAGGUCUCAGGAAUAACCAGUUUACCUGACAACAUAUACAAUUGUACAUUUAAAUGAAUUGCCCUUAAAUUUGGUUUUAAAUUUCAUCAGUAUAUUCUGUCAGGUCACCCCAUAUAGAGCAGAGGAAAUAAAACGUUAUUUAAGGAAAAUUACUACAAGCAAGCGUAGGUUAAGACAGUUUGUUAUAUUGUAAAUAGUGUAGAUUAAAUGAACGCUCCCUGUACAGAUAUAGCAUUCAGAUUAUUAUGUUUGGUACUUCUACCACUUAAAACACAUCAUGUGUCCUUAGAUGUUACAUUCGCAAGUAAAACAAGAAAUUCUAUAAGAUCUAAGUAUUCGUUCAUCACCAAUGGAUUCAGUCUUCAUUAUAAUAUAUUAGCAGUAUUAUAAAAUACUGCUAGUAUAUAAUGUUCACAGCAAUAGUAAAACAUUUCUGCUGAAAAUACCCCGUUUCUUUUACCUCAACCUUGUCAUAUAGGAGUCACAUUGAGCUGAAAUGUAUGGUGGCUGGUGAAACUUGGUGAACAGUAUAUGACAACUGCUAUUUACAACAUCACAGAUGAAAUUCGGUAUUUAUGUCCUGGUUUAUGUCCCGGACACAAUAAGGGUACAAACUAUUGCACCAUACAAUAAUGCAAUCCAGUUAUUCACAAUGCCACAACUCAUGACCUCAGAAAUUACUGUAGUCAACUCUGACUUGGUCACUAAAAAUGUAACAUGACUAACUGUACUGUAUGUAAAGUUAUUUUUGAAACAAUCUGUGUACUUUCUAUUUAAUAAAUUGUAGUUGUAUCAUG